This is a messenger RNA of Solanum pennellii, 1543 nucleotides long. RefSeq names its product probable pectate lyase 4. The record is from RefSeq and is a predicted model, not a curated record. Lineage: Eukaryota; Viridiplantae; Streptophyta; Magnoliopsida; Solanales; Solanaceae. Gene Ontology annotation, molecular function: pectate lyase activity. The transcript is spliced from 5 exons. The coding region runs from base 164 to 1243 and encodes 359 amino acids.
UGUAGAACAAAAAAGAGUGUCGGCAAAGUUUCAGUUUCAAGAAUGAUAGAGAGACAAGAAAGAAAGUGAGAGUUUUAAUGGAAAAAAAAGUUUCAAUCUUUUUGGCGUUAAACAUCAUAAUAAUCAAUACUAUGAGUUACUAGUGACAGUAAUAGUGCAUUAAAUGGGGAACCACCAUGGCCGUUUCUCUCACAGUAAACAUCAUCAUAAUCAACAAGGUCCCCCAUUUUUUUUACCUACACAACAAACCCAAAAUACCCAGAUGGGUAUAGCUUUGCCUUAUGCUAAUGUUGAUUCAAAUUUGCGUGGUCUUGCUGGUCAAGCUGAGGGUUUUGGUGGUUCUUCCAUUGGUGGUCUCGAUGGUCAUGUUUAUCAAGUUCUUAAUCUUAAUGAUGAUGGGCCAGGAUCACUUCGAGAUGGAUGUCGUAAAAAAGAACCUUUGUGGAUCGUCUUUGAAGUUUCAGGGACUAUUGAGCUCCGUUCUCAUUUGAGUGUGUCCUCUUUCAAAACUAUUGACGGGCGAGGCCAAAAAAUCAAACUCACUGGGAAAGGGUUGAGGUUGAAAGAAUGUGAACAUGUUAUUAUAUGCAAUCUAGAGUUUGAGGGAGGUAGAGGACAUGAUGUUGAUGGCAUUCAGAUUAAACCAAAAUCGAGGCAUAUUUGGAUAGAUCGUUGUAGCCUUAGCGACUAUGACGAUGGUUUAAUUGACAUCACAAAAGAGAGCACAGAUAUUACUGUUUCUAGGUGUCACUUUUCAAAACAUGAUAAAACAAUGCUUAUUGGAGGAGAUUCUUCUAAUUGUGGUGACAGAUGUAUGAGGGUCACCAUUCACCAUUGUUUUUUUGACGGAACUAGACAGCGGCAUCCUCGUGUUAGGUUUGCCAAAGUACAUUUGUACAAUAACUACACUAGGAACUGGGGAAUUUAUGCUGUUUGCGCUAGUGUAGAAUCACAGAUAUAUUCACAAUGCAAUAUAUAUGAAGCUGGACAAAAAAAGGUGGCCUUCAAAUAUCUAACAGAGAAGGCAGCUGAUAAGGAAGAAGCAUGUACUGGUAGCAUUAAAUCUGAAGAUGACUUGUUUGUUUGUGGAACUCAGGCUGGUUUAUUGUCUACUUGCAGCGAAAAUAACGUCUUCAAUCCAUCUGAGUUCUACCAAACCUGGACUGUUGAACGUCCCAGCGAUGAUCUCAAACACUACCUUCAACAUUGUACAGGAUGGCAGUGUAUUCCGCGGCCAAAUUGAUCAGCCUUUCUCCAGCUGUUUAGGAUAACGUAAAUGAACAGAGACGGUAGCUUAAACGUGUGAGCAUAUACUACUACAACGUCGUUUAUCAUCGAUUUGUUGUUGCUAUCAUCUCGUCUAUUGUUGUCAUUAUAUAUGUUGGCGUAAACUACAAUCAUUGAAGUAAGAAAAAUUCCUAAAAUUUCUCAUGCUUCUAGCCUCUUUUGGUAUGAACCUUAACCAAUUUGUUUACUCAAUGAAGUUGGUGGCAAGAUCAAAGCUCAAAUCCAACAACUAAUAGAAGGUGGUUUCUUCUCAUCA